UUUCGUUAUCAACGGCGAUUAUACUGGAUGCGAAGCGCUUCUCGCAUCUGUUGCCUCUGCGGGACUCUUUACUACUUCGCUGCUUUCUGAACAGCCUCACGCCCUGUGGACUCGCCUGAACGCUGUUGAUCCGGACGGCGAUGCACCGAGCGCACGCAGCGGGCAUGCGAUGUGCAUAGACCACGAGAACGGGCAGAUAUACCUAUUCGGCGGCUGGGACGGCCAGAAGAACCUAGACGACUUCUGGGUCUUCAACGUCCAGGCGGAAGCGUGGAAGAUCAUCAGCUACGCAACUCAGCGAGAUGUCAAUGGACCCGGCCCGCGAUCUUGUCACAAGAUGGUUUUCGAUACUGCGACAGGUGACAUUUACGUCUUUGGACGGCUGGACGAGGGCACUUCAGGAGACAUUGGGGAGAUACCAGCUACCAGUGUGCACUCGAGUGGGUUUGAUGCUCCAGUUACUUCGCCUGUCAGCCCUCGGCAGUCACCCCCUGGACCUCUCAGUAGCUCGCGCUCGUCUGUCUGGUCGAGUCGCGGUGCGCAAUUUUAUCGAUAUCAUACGAGAGGACGUGACGCGGGGAAAUGGGAAUUAUUUUUCAGGGAUACCUCGGUGACCGGUGGGCCCCCUCUUGUUUUCGACCACCAGAUGACGAUAGACUCUGGAGCGCAAGUCAUCUAUGUUUCAGGCGGCAGGGUUGUGGAUGGCGACUGGGAUUCUUUGAAAUUCUCUGCUGCAUACCCAUGCCUGCCUUCACGUUUCGGUCAUUCGAUGGUCUUCGACCAGAAGAUGCAGACGCUGUUCAUCUUUGGGGGACAGAGAGAAGACAAAUAUCUCUCGGACAUGUACGCCUACCAUAUUCCGUCAAAUACGGUGACGGAGCUAUUCUCGAACUUCUCGUCCGCUGGGGGCCCGGACGCAUGCUUCACUCAGCGUGCGGUUCUUGAUGCUGACCUACGAGAGAUCUACGUAUUUUGCGGUUUGACGCGAAACAGAUCUCAUACGGACAUUGUACUCGAGAGCGACUCGCCGUACUGGAUUUACAGGUAUGAGCGCCCAGAGCGACCAGGGAAAUGGACGAAGAUCCUUCUGGCGGAAGGCAGCUCCCCAAUGUCACCAACUAUUACACCGCUCGCUCGAUACGCUCACCAAGUUGUCUAUGACCCCACGACGAGGACGGCUUACAUGCACGGCGGCAAUGCCUGUUUGGAACCUACUUCGGAAGAUGGCCAACCUCGCUUGUCGUCUGUCAGGGCUACUGCAGGCAGCGGAAACAGGGUUGCGUCCGAGGAGCGUAUUGAGGACGUUGGGAUGGGGCAUAGCAAGGACCGACUGGACGAUUUCUGGAAGAUGAGCCUAAUACGACCAUCUGCGGACGAUAUGGUACGAAGAGGGAGGUACCUGAUACGGCAGCAACAGUUCCGAGAGCUUUGUGAGGACUCGACACCCAUCAAGGCACUCUCCUACCUCCAGACGGAAGUGUCGGCCGUGGUCGAUCACAACGAUGCGGAAGAGACGAAGGAGUUCCGUGCGCUGCUCGCACAUCUCUUGUCGCCCGCGGGUACCGAGACACCCUUGACAAAAAAGCGUUUGCGCGAGGAGGAUUCGCCCACGGCUCCACCCAAGAGCUUUGAUGAUGACGAGCCUAUGACCGACGCACACGCUAUCUCUCCGCCCGAGCCGCGGUCUGUCGUCAGCAUGCAGGAGGAUCCGGCGGAGCAGAAGCUGGAUAGGGCGUGCCCCGCGUCGCCCGAGCGGUUCAGGCAGCGGACGGGAGUGUUCGAGCAGCUGAUGGCCUUUGUGAAUUCCGACGCGAAGCAGCCUGACAAGGACCUCAUCAGACUCAUUAAUGUGGACUCUGCAGAUGUGUAUUAG
This is a messenger RNA of Phanerochaete carnosa HHB-10118-sp, 1873 nucleotides long. RefSeq lists its product as uncharacterized. The record is from RefSeq and is a predicted model, not a curated record. Gene Ontology annotation, molecular function: protein binding. The transcript has 7 exons. Lineage: Eukaryota; Fungi; Basidiomycota; Agaricomycetes; Polyporales; Phanerochaetaceae. The annotation marks the transcript as partial. Gene Ontology annotation, cellular component: cytoplasm.